CGGUAGAAAGAGCCGCCCGCUCCUCGCCGUUCUCGGGCUGCGCGUGGCGCCCCGCAGGAGGGAGGGGGCGGGCUGCGCUGGGCCACGGCGUGCCCGGCACGCGCAAAAGGAGCCGCUCUGCCGCCAGUGCCGCCUGGAUGUCAGAGGCUCCUGGCGAGCCGGCGGCCAAAGGCGCUCUGCAGCAGCAGCUGGAGGGAGGAGGAGGACGACGACGAGGACGAGGAGAAGGCGGCAAGAGAGGAGACGACCCCGCGCACGGAGCUGGGACGCCGCAGCCGGCUCGCCCCGGCCAUGGCCUCCAACUUUAACGACAUAGUCAAGCAGGGCUAUGUGAAAAUCCGCAGCAGGAAGCUCGGGAUUUUCAGAAGGUGUUGGUUGGUUUUCAAGAAAGCCUCAAGUAAAGGACCUAGAAGGCUAGAAAAAUUUCCAGAUGAAAAGGCAGCAUAUUUCAGAAAUUUUCACAAGGUAACUGAGCUGCACAACAUCAAAAACAUAACCAGACUGCCUCGAGAGACAAAGAAGCAUGCAGUGGCAAUUAUCUUUCAUGAUGAGACAUCAAAGACAUUUGCCUGUGAGUCAGAGCUUGAGGCAGAAGAAUGGUGCAAACAUCUUUGUAUAGAAUGUCUAGGAACCAGGCUUAAUGAUAUAAGCCUUGGUGAACCUGAUCUACUUGCUGCUGGAGUACAGAGAGAACAAAAUGAGCGCUUCAAUGUUUACCUAAUGCCUACACCAAAUUUAGAUAUCUAUGGAGAAUGUACAAUGCAGAUUACACAUGAAAACAUCUAUCUCUGGGAUAUACACAAUGCUAAGGUGAAGCUGGUGAUGUGGCCUCUCAGUUCUCUGAGAAGAUAUGGGCGGGACUCAACAUGGUUCACUUUUGAAUCUGGAAGGAUGUGCGACACAGGAGAAGGGCUGUUCACCUUUCAGACAAGGGAAGGCGAGAUGAUCUAUCAGAAAGUCCAUUCUGCAACACUGGCAAUAGCUGAACAACAUGAAAGAUUGAUGAUGGAGAUGGAACAAAAAGCACGGCUCCAGACCAGUUUGACUGAACCUAUGACAUUGCCCAAGUCAAUCUCGCUUCCUCGUAGUGCAUACUGGCAUCACAUCACCCGGCAGAACAGCAUGGGAGAAAUCUACAGUUUACAAGGUCACAGCCUCAGCUCAACAAAAGUGACUCGUGCACAGACAUUUCCCAGCUACACCUCAGAGCAGGAUGAGGAGCACGGGCCACGCAUGUCACUGUCUAGCAGCUAUGGAUUCAGCUACAGCUCAGGCCUCAUCCAAUGACACACACCCUGUGUCUAACCAGAGAGACAGUCUAGUGCGAAAACUGCCUGUAGGCCCUGGGAGCCACUUGCCGUUCCUCGGUGUCUGCAGAAGACAAGCCGUAGUGAAAACUGAGGACACAUGUCUCCAGGUUGCAACAGUGGAGGUGAAAUCUUGGAUCACUGCUUCCCUGAGGCAGAGUCUAAGUGUUUUAUUUAUUUAACUUUUGUAUUUGGUUUUGUCCAUAUGUUUUGUUUUUUUCAAAAAAAGAAAAAUGUGAAGAAAAAGAAAGAAGAAUUCCCUUUGCAGUGCUGAUGGUGUGCGGCUGAAGUUUCUGCACAACCACAGACACUGCCUGAUUGGGGGAGCGGGGAGCAAAACACUAUGUCUUCAAUGUGAGGCUCUUGUCGAUCAAUUAAGUUGUCAAACUUGCUCAUCCAUGACAGUAGCCACCUUUAUAUCCUAGGCAUCAGUCCACCAGCUGAGUCAUUCUUGCAGAAAUGGUACCAGGCAAACAAAAUUUGAAAUAUACUUCAGAAGGAAGUAUGCAGUCCUAUUACCAAUUAUGCACAGUUUAUUCCCAUUGACUUCAAUGGGAUUUAUGCAUGGGAUUUAGGACGGUAGCCCAAAGUGGAAUUUCUGAGGAGGCACCAGUGACUCUUAAUCAGGUUCUCAUCACUAAAGUUAAUAAACAAGAUAGAUAUAGAGAUAGAUACUGUCAAUGGGAUGGCAUGGCGGUGCUUAGUAGCCUUUCAGAAAAUAGAUUGUGUUGUGUGUUAAGAGGUCAUAUGCCUAGAAUAUUUCCCACACUGAAUUUUAUGCCCAGAUUCUGCUGUUGUGUACUCUGAACCUAAUAAUCCAAAACUUCCCAUUGGGGAGAUAUCAAGGGAAGACUGUCACAAAACACUGUCAAAGUCUUCCCAUUGUAGAUAAUAUUUAAAUAGUGAAGUCUGAAUUUAUAGUCAGUAUACUUUUAAUUCUGUAUACUGUGCAGGUGAGAAAAUUGAUAUUACAUUGCUGGGCAGCAGCCCAAUUUCCAUAUACUUUUAUAGGGCAAGAUGCUUGGGCUGGAAGAAAUAACUACAAUUUCAAGUUCUGUUCUUAUUAUUCAAGUCCUCUUAGUUAAUAUGGAUUUGUUCUCUUUGUCAACAUUAAUUUUGUUCUAGAUUCCUUGUCUGGUGUCUAACUCUGCUAUACAACCAUAGGUUAGUCAUGAUUAAAUUUCACAGCCAUUUGUCUCAUU
Messenger RNA from Lacerta agilis (Sand lizard), 2509 nucleotides. It is a transcript of the gene DOK6, whose product is annotated as docking protein 6. Gene Ontology annotation, biological process: cell surface receptor protein tyrosine kinase signaling pathway; positive regulation of MAPK cascade. The record is from RefSeq and is a predicted model, not a curated record. Bases 292 to 1287 code for a protein of 331 amino acids. Lineage: Eukaryota; Metazoa; Chordata; Lepidosauria; Squamata; Lacertidae. The transcript has 8 exons. Gene Ontology annotation, cellular component: cytoplasm.